Messenger RNA from Sphenostylis stenocarpa, 429 nucleotides. NCBI's taxonomy places the organism in Eukaryota, Viridiplantae, Streptophyta, Magnoliopsida, Fabales, Fabaceae. The record is from the annotation of a GenBank genome assembly.
AUGGCUUUUUUCCCUUUUGACCGAAGUUUUACUCACAUAGAGCUAGGAAACACAAAAAAGAAAGAAAUCAGACAAGGACUUCUUGGAUUUGAUGACAAGCGCCUGCAGCAUAAGAUUUGGUUUGGCAAUUUAGAUGAAGGAAAAAGUGGAGUGUCAAAUGCUUAUUCUGCAAUAUGUGCAGGCAUGGUGUCCGUGCUCGGUAUACGAGGUUUUUCUCACACAAUUUGGAUUCAGGAACAAGAGAAGGCACCGCACAAAAUAGCUAGAGUUUCUAGGAGAAUGAUCAAAGAGAGAUUUGACGAUGCAAGAUGGAUAGCCUGCACAGGUAGAGGUCAAAGACAGAGAGGAGUGGGCCAAUUGGUGAAGGCAUCUGAGAAGAAUAUGAAUAAAAAAUAUGGCCAAAAAUUUGGAUUUAUACUUGUACCAUGA